Molecule: messenger RNA, 1641 nt
Organism: Sinocyclocheilus grahami
Lineage: Eukaryota; Metazoa; Chordata; Actinopteri; Cypriniformes; Cyprinidae
Product: clathrin interactor 1-like
Exons: 12
Coding region: 130-1641 (503 amino acids)
Biological process (GO): endocytosis
Cellular component (GO): plasma membrane; endosome; clathrin vesicle coat
Molecular function (GO): phospholipid binding; clathrin binding
Source: RefSeq, a predicted model, not a curated record
UGUGUCGGAGAGGCGGAAGGGGCUGAGGAAUUCUGUUAUUAUCGGUAACAGAUAUCCGAGUCCACCUGUGUUUUAGUGCGGACUGGACGACACGAUAUUGAGGCGGAGAGCCCCUGCUAAAGCGCCGACAUGUUGAAUAUGUGGAAAGUCAGGGAGUUGGUGGAUAAAGCCACCAAUGUUGUGAUGAACUACUCAGAGAUAGAGUCCAAGGUUCGAGAAGCCACCAAUGAUGACCCCUGGGGCCCAUCGGGCCAGCUCAUGGGAGAGAUUGCCAAAUCCACAUUUAUGUACGAGCAGUUCCCUGAAGUUAUGAACAUGCUUUGGACUAGAAUGCUGAAAGACAACAAGAAGAACUGGAGGAGAGUUUACAAGGCCUUAUUACUAUUAGCGUACCUCAUCAGAAAUGGGUCAGAGCGGGUGGUCACCAGCACCAGAGAACAUAUCUACGACCUGCGCUCUUUGGAAAAUUAUCAUUUUGUAGAUGAAAAUGGGAAGGACCAGGGCAUUAACGUACGGCAGAAGGUAAAAGAAAUGGUAGAGUUUGUUCAGGAUGAUGACCGGUUACGUGAAGAGAGGAAGAAAGCCAAGAAGAAUAAAGACAAAUACAUUGGAGUAUCUUCUGACAGCAUGGGAGGCUUCAAAGAAAGUAACUCGGGAGAACGGUUUGACCCCGAAUCUAAAAGCAAAUGGGACGAGGACUGGGAGAAAAACAAGAGCAGCUUCCCGUUCAGUGAAAAACUCGGGGAGAUAAGUGACAAAAUUGGAAACACCAUUGAUGACACCAUCAGCAAAUUCCGCAAAAAGGAGAGGGAUGACUCACCAGACCAUAUCAGUGACAAUGAGGAGGACAGGGUUUCACAGAAUGGUCGUCCUGCAAAGUCAGAGUUUAAGGAUGAUGAGGAGACUGUAACAACCAAGAGCAUCCAGAUCACACAGACCACAGAUACAAUCACCUCCACCACCACUACCACCACCUCUACACGCAAACGCGGCGGAGUCCCGUCCAAAACCGUUGACCUGGGCGCAGCUGCUCAUUACACUGGUGACAAAAGCAGUCCAGGUGCUGACCACAACCAGACAUCAGUGAGUCAGUUAUCCAGCACAGGGCUUGCAGAUCUGUUGAUGGUGGAAGCUGGCUCUGGUCAACCAGUGUCUUCAGGCGGAAGCUCAGAUCUCAUUGGUGACUUUGCUGACUUUUCCUCACCUGCUGCCUCUGCCAGUCUCCCGUCAGCUGCUGGUAUGUGUGACCCAACUGUACACAACACACACAUGCACAAGGGCCAAAACUAUGAUUUUACCUCAUCUGACAAUAUCUUGCAAUCUGUAAAUGUCUCAUUGUGCAGUUUUUUAUGGAAAAGCAUUACCAUAAGUACAUGUUUUGGAGAAACAAAAGGUUGGGGGGAAAAAAACUCUGAUGGAAAAUUUUCCAUUUCAACUAAAAGCUAUACAAUAGGAGGUCCGUUAUUUCCCCAGCAGAUGGGACUGCAGAAGUCAGGCGGGACGGUAUCAAUGCCUGCCACCUGGUCAGACCCAAGCGUGAACAUCAGCCUGGAUUUCCUGUCGGCAGGCCUGAACCCUCCCAAACCCACACAGCCCACACUCAACACCAUGAUGCAGCAAGGUCAGAUUGUCUUGCCUUGA